Messenger RNA from Pseudophryne corroboree (corroboree frog), 3434 nucleotides. It is a transcript of the gene DYRK2, whose product is annotated as dual specificity tyrosine phosphorylation regulated kinase 2. The transcript is spliced from 3 exons. NCBI's taxonomy places the organism in Eukaryota, Metazoa, Chordata, Amphibia, Anura, Myobatrachidae. Gene Ontology annotation, cellular component: cytoskeleton; nucleus; cytoplasm. Gene Ontology annotation, molecular function: ATP binding; protein serine/threonine/tyrosine kinase activity; protein serine/threonine kinase activity. Gene Ontology annotation, biological process: peptidyl-serine phosphorylation; peptidyl-threonine phosphorylation. Bases 489 to 2249 code for a protein of 586 amino acids. The record is from RefSeq and is a predicted model, not a curated record.
GCAACGUCCCAGCCGCUUGCGAACUGUUGGUCACCUGGAGACGCGUCUCCUCCCUCCCAGCAGACCGGUGACCGCCGCCCGGCGCAGCGUCAGACAGGCCGGGCUCAGACUCCGCUCCCUGGUACUACACCGCCGCCUGACUGACCGUGUGCCGGUGCUGCUGGGAGCAGUGGGUGGUGUGACGGUGCCCCCAGUGUGGGGUGUUCUCGCAGUGCGGUGGGUGGGGCCUGUGUCCCAGGCUGCUCCCCCCCCCCCGACACCGACCCCUCGGGAGCCUGCUCUGCUGCUGCCUGACUGGGAGCGGAGGAGGAGGCGGCGGCGGCGGGGCCGAGCGUGCUGCUGUGUGAGGAAGUGACGGGCUCGGGGAUGCCGGGGCGCUGCCUCACUGGACGCCCGGGAGCCGAGAUAGCGGAGACUGUGGGGGAUCAGCAGUCCGAAUCCGGAGAUCAGGUCACUGCUCCCCGCUGGCCUCUCCCUGCCCAGCCGCCAUGUUAACCCGAAAACCCUGUGCGGCUGCCGCGGUGCACCCGGCCGGCAGAGGAAGUGAAGGUACUAGUCAAUUGCAGCCAUCUCCAGCAUUGCCACGGUCUGCAGCCGGAACAGGACCACCAUCGCCUGUAUCAUUGCCACCCCUCAGAACCAGCAACACAGUGCACACGAUUGGAGUCAAUAAGCACACAAUGAGCGAACAUCUGCAUGUUGGUAGCCACGGGCAGAUCCAGGUACAGCAACUGUAUGAAGAGAACAGCAACAAAAGGACUGUCCUGACAACACAACCAAAUGGGCUCACCACUGUUGGUAAAACUGGAUUACCUGCUGUUUCAGAAAGACCGCUAGAAAGCACACACCGGAGACAAGGAAGUUCUAGCUCUUUGAAAUCUGCAGACGGGACAACCAAAGUGAAGUCUUCUUCGUUAUCCCCAGAACAAGCAAUGAAGCAAUACAUGCAAAAACUGACCGCUUUUGAACACCAUGAAAUCUUCAAUUACCCUGAAAUAUAUUUUUUGGGUCCAAAUGCAAAGAAACGUCAAGGUGUGAUCGGUGGCACAAAUAAUGGUGGCUAUGAUGACGAUCAGGGCUCAUAUGUGCAAGUGCCACAUGAUCAUGUUGCAUACCGUUAUGAAGUUCUCAAGGUUAUUGGGAAAGGAAGUUUCGGCCAAGUUGUGAAGGCCUACGAUCACAAGCUCCAUCAGCAUGUGGCAUUAAAAAUGGUGAGAAACGAAAAACGUUUUCAUCGACAAGCAGCAGAAGAAAUCCGAAUUCUGGAGCACCUUAAAAAACAGGAUAAAGAUAACACCAUGAAUGUCAUCCACAUGUUGGAGAACUUCACAUUCCGCAAUCAUAUCUGCAUGACGUUUGAGUUGCUGAGUAUGAACCUCUACGAGCUGAUAAAGAAAAACAAGUUUCAGGGCUUCAGCCUGCCUUUAGUCCGCAAGUUUGCGCACUCCAUUUUACAGUGCUUGGAUGCUUUGCACAAAAAUAGAAUAAUCCACUGUGACCUUAAACCUGAAAAUAUUCUGUUGAAGCAACAGGGUAGAAGUGGCAUAAAAGUCAUAGAUUUUGGCUCUAGUUGUUAUGAGCAUCAGCGUGUUUACACAUACAUACAGUCGCGCUUUUAUCGAGCUCCAGAGGUAAUUCUUGGUGGUCGCUACGGUAUGCCUAUCGACAUGUGGAGCUUGGGUUGUAUUCUAGCAGAACUGUUGACUGGCUAUCCGCUCUUACCUGGAGAAGAUGAAGGUGAUCAAUUAGCAUGUAUGAUUGAGUUAUUGGGGAUGCCAUCCCAAAAGCUACUUGAUUCUUCAAAACGAGGCAAGAAUUUUGUCAGUUCCAAAGGUUAUCCUCGUUAUUGCACUGUUACAACCCUGCCAGAUGGUUCUGUGGUACUGAAUGGUGGUCGCUCUAGAAGAGGAAAAUUACGAGGUCCCCCUGGAAGCAGGGACUGGGUAACUGCUUUGAAGGGCUGUGAUGAUCCCUUAUUUCUUGAUUUUCUGACCCAAUGUUUAGAAUGGGAUCCUACUCUGCGCAUGACCCCCAGCCAGGCUUUGCGGCAUCAUUGGUUACGUAGACGUUUGCCCAAACCUCCAACUGGGGAAAAGACCUCAUCCAAAAGCUCUGGUGCUAUAACAUCAAUUUCUAAGUUACCUCCUACAUCGGGCUCAGCUACAAAACUAAGAACUAAUUUGACCCAAAUGACUGAUGCCAAUGGAAAUAUUCAGCAAAGGACAGUGUUGCCAAAGUUGGUUAGCUGAUCUCAUGAACAUUUUUCAUUGAACACCUUGCUGAGCCUUAUGCAUAAAGCUCAAAUACAGAACAUUUACAAAUGUUCUGUUUAUAUCAACAAUUAAUCUGCAGCAGUUGUACUUUAUUUUCUUUUUUAGUGACAAUGCAAUUUUGUAUUUAAACAAUGGGGACGAUGCUUUAAGGCUUUUAAUUAUUAUUAUUUUUUAAUUAUAAUUGGCUUUGCUUAGAAAGUGUCAACAUCAGUGGCUGGCCACUGACUAUUGCUUGACUGUUAAACAUAAUAUAUUGGUGUCAGGAGUUUUAGCCACCAGUAAUUCAUUUUUAAAGUAAUGUUUUAAAUGCGAUGAGAAACUGAUUCCACGGUUUGUUUUUGUAUUCUGCACAUUGUACAGUUGCACAUUAUGAUGCAUCUUUGCGCACACUUGGAAUUAAUAAUUUCUUUGGUAUAAGUUUUUAAAAUACUUUACAGGUGUUGAUGUAGAUAACAACAUGUUUUUGAGCAUGUUAAUAACAUACAGGGUUGUACACACGUUAACAACUAGUAUGUAGAUUACGCACAUAGAUAGUGAAAUUUCAUAUUUGCUUUCUGUACCAAAUUGUUUUAAAGUACCCACAACACUUUUGUAACCUAGUCAAAAUAUGCAAUUAUAAUUUUAUUUGCAAUAUUACAAACCUAGUAAUCAUUAAUUCUUGUGGGCAAAUGUGGCAUUCAGCACCUGAAAAAUGCUAAACUGUUACUUAGCAAAAAUAUGUAUAUUUGACAUUUUAAAAAAUAAACUAUAGGCGGGAUGUAAUAGCAUCCGAGUUUGCCGGAGGUGCGGGAUAAUGGCCGAACUUUAAUUUUUUUUUUUUUUUUUAUUGUUUUUAAACCAAGGCAUGGUUUUGCCUUGUAAAUGACUGCUGCUUUAAAAAAACGUCUGAGUUUAGCCGCUAUCCCGCAGUUCCGGCAAACUUGGACGCUAUUACAUCCUGCCUUAUAGCGGAGAGCAUUGGGUAAGCCCUACAUACCCAAAGCCAAGUAUAUUCCAAAUGCCUAUAUAAAAAAAGUACUGGAAAGAGUAAUAUUUAAUACACAUUUUAAUACUUACCAGAGUUUUCAUACAGAAAUGCUAUCCAAAGCAGUGUUUGACUGUUAAGCCUUUAUAAUUACACUGUAAACAUCUACUGAUUGGUAAAAAGUGCAUUUAUCCAUA